Rhopilema esculentum is the source of this 1540-nucleotide messenger RNA. RefSeq names its product enoyl-CoA hydratase domain-containing protein 3, mitochondrial. Gene Ontology annotation, molecular function: hydro-lyase activity. The record is from RefSeq and is a predicted model, not a curated record. Lineage: Eukaryota; Metazoa; Cnidaria; Scyphozoa; Rhizostomeae; Rhizostomatidae. Gene Ontology annotation, cellular component: mitochondrion.
CCGUUUGUUAUUUAGAAACAUCAAAACGAGGCUACACAAUCGUCUUGUUGGAGAGGCCUAAUUUGACCACUGCAGAGUUGGAGAAAGAUGAUAUCAUCAAACUGUGCGAGGAUUGGCAGGAAAUGGACCUUACCUUUAAAAAGAUUAUGCAGAUAUUUAAAGUAUCAAUAUUCUUCAAUGCCUGAUCAGGCAAAUUUGACUAAAGUUUCACAAAAUGAUGGGAUUUGUAAUAUAGUACUCCAUGAUUCAAGAAAGAGAAAUUCACUUUCUGCUGGAAUGCUGGAUGAAUUAAAAAGAAACUUGUAUGAAGCUUCAGAAGACAAAAACACAAAAGUCAUAAUUUUGUCAGCAAACGGACCAGUAUUUUCAGCUGGGCACAAUUUGAAAGAGUUGCUUGCAGAGGAGGGAAAAGAAUUCCAUGAACAGCUUUUUCAGCGAUGCUCAGAGGUCAUGUGUCUUGUACAGGAUGUCGAGGUUCCCGUCAUUGCGCAAGUCAGAGGUUUAGCAACUGCAGCAGGAUGCCAACUUGUUGCAAGUUGUGACCUUGCCGUCGCCUCCGAAAACGCAAAAUUUGCUACUCCUGGGGUGAGCAUUGGCCUCUUUUGCUCGACUCCUGCAGUGGCUAUUGCAAGGGCUCUACCAAGGAAGGUAGCAAUGCAGAUGCUUCUUACUGCCAAACCAAUAACUGCACACGACGCACUGAAUCAUGGACUUGUUAAUAAAGUUGUGAAAGACGAGGACCUAGAAGAAACGACGCUUGAGGUUGCCAGAGGAAUUGCCUCGUUUAGCCGUCCGGUGAUGGCACUUGGAAAGAAAUGUUUUUACAAUCAAAUAUCAAAACCACGAGAUGAAGCAUAUAGAAUUGCAGAGUCUGCUAUGGUACACAACCUCACGUUCACUGAUGCACAAGAAGGGAUCAACGCCUUUUUGCAGAAAAGAAAACCUAACUGGACUGACAGCUAGUUUUCGUAUCUUUGAAUGACUGCUGAUAUGUAGGCCAUUGAUCUCCCUGCCACUGUUGUUCUCUGUUACUUCGUAGGACAAAAAAACAGUACCCGCCACUCUCUUUAUACUGAGUGCAAAUGAUAUAUAUUUUCCUUGUAAAAUUUGGACAGAAGGAGGACAGCUUACACAAUCAGUAUCAGGUCAUGGUAUCACAAUAUUGAAACAUCCUUCUGUACAACAUAGAGCAUUCAAAUGUACAGCUCCAGUUGGUUAUGCCACUAAUAAGAUUUUCAUACCUCUCGAAUUAACCUCUUUUUAAACAAAGGGUUUCUCCGUUACGUUCUUAUAGGUGGUUUUUGCUUUCCAAAGAGACAGAGACCUUUCGCUACAUCGGUGUUAAUUUGAAUUUCCGGCUCCAAUUUUUUAUCAGAUAAGAGCUGGUGCAAUAUCUUUCUCAGUAUGAACUUUAAAUUCUCUAUAUGAGCAUCAAAAAAUCAUGCCGUAAUAUACUUCAAUUUUAAAGAAAUAGUAUUUUUGGAUAAUAUUGGUAGAUAAAUAUUUGGAUAAUGCGGAAGAAAAUGAAGAAAUGAAGAAA